AUGGACGCCGCUGGCCGAGACAACUGCAUAUGGUUCAAGGAACUGAAUUCGUUGAUGAGCUCGCGAAGGUCUCGGGAAGAAAACAACAUUAACACAACAACAACAACAUUGACAAAAGGGUAUAACUCUCGGAAAAAUGGAGCAGCGAGUAGAGCCAUCGGAAAUAUACAGAGAUUCCUGAAGAAGAAAAUUGAGUUUCCGGAAUACUGGGAUGUGCUGUUGCCUAGUGCGCCGUUGAUUGGUCGCUCUAGUUUCAAGCUCGAUCAGUGUCACUGCAGUCGCAGUAUUCGUGUGGGAGACCUAGUGUCGAUGGUCCCACAAGCCGCUCGUGAGGAAACGGUGGCAUGCGUGCUAGAUGCAGCGCGGAUUUUUGCGACGUGGUGGGACACUAGCUCCAUAAGUCUCGAGGUACAAAGGAUCGUGGAUAAAUCGUUCCUGGCUAUUAACCCAGAGGCCAUCGGGGCUAGCUUACAGAAAGUGGUGUUGCAGUUCACUGAUAAGUCACUGAUAAGUGGAUGGCAGUGGGAUACAACGAAAACAAUAGAAUUCGGAUGGAGUAUCGCGUGUCAGCCCGAAUGGUCUGAUAUUUGUUUGACCGUGGAAGAUGCGAACGAACACCCGCGUGUAGUAGUCGCAAUGCCGGAGGUCCUCCACAGACUGCAACACUGCUUAUCGACAAGGACUAGGUUCUUCUAUUAUAAAUCAUUCAAGGACAUUCGCACAACGAACAAUAACCUUUUUUGCUAA
Molecule: messenger RNA, 747 nt
Organism: Ostertagia ostertagi
Lineage: Eukaryota; Metazoa; Nematoda; Chromadorea; Rhabditida; Trichostrongylidae
Source: the annotation of a GenBank genome assembly